Molecule: messenger RNA, 2842 nt
Organism: Rhincodon typus (whale shark)
Lineage: Eukaryota; Metazoa; Chordata; Chondrichthyes; Orectolobiformes; Rhincodontidae
Gene: cenpi
Product: centromere protein I
Exons: 19
Coding region: 61-2079 (672 amino acids)
Cellular component (GO): kinetochore
Source: RefSeq, a predicted model, not a curated record
GGUUGGCCGGAUGCGCGCGCUGGUUUGAAUAUUCCGUUUUGUUUUCUCAGUGAGAUAGAGAUGGCAGUUAGAUUGAGUGGGAAGGUGAAGACUCGAUCUAGAAUGGUCAGUGACAACGUGGAGCUCUUGCAGCAAGCGGUUGAGUAUUUUACUACUGUAAAGGAACGAACUCCAUCAAAUGGAAAUCUUCAUCUAGACACAAUUGAAAGCAUUGCUUUUGACAAAGGCUUGUCCCCUGAUGUAAUUGAGUCGCUUGUGGAUGUGGCUAUGAGUGCCAGACUUGUUGACAGAUUUAAUAUACGCCUUUUAAAGUGCCUUAUUCCUGCUUCUGUAGUCCCUGAAUGCGCAGUGACAAAUGCUAUCUCUUGGAUGUGUACAAGAAAACCUACCAUCACUGUCCAGGUGCUGUUUAUCAGAUGGUUGAUAACGGUCUUUGAUCUUUUGGAUUCAAAGAAGCAAUUGCACUCAUUGUAUGGCAUCAUUUUCUUCUAUCUUCAAAAUGACAAGUUGUGUCCCUAUAUAUGUCACCUAUUGUACCUGCUAACUAAAAAGGAAAAUGUUAAACGAUUCAGAGUCAAGAAGCUGAUUGAUCUGCAGGCCAAAAUGGGAAUGCAACCACACCUGAUGGCUCUUCUCUUGCUAUAUAAGAUCCAUGCGCCUGAAUAUGUGUGUUUGGCUUGUGCUGGACAACCCAAGAACUUGCAAGUGUCUGGGUCAUUCUGGAAGAAAGCCAUUGAAAGAGUUCAGAACAAUGGUUACAGGCAGUUGUCUCGACCACCAGAGCUAGUGAAUUUAACAGAGCCUCCAAUGCGGAAGAGGAAAAAGAAGAUGCAUCGUGAAUUGAUUCCAGUUGUCAGCAGUGCUCCACAUUUAACAGAACAGUCUUGUUCCCUGAUGCAGAGUAAAAGUUUCCCCUUGGAACAGUUAGCCACAUUCUUCCAACUAUUGGAUAACUUUGACCGAAUAGAGAUUGCUAUUUGUCAAAGCAGAUUUGUUUCCUCUUUAAUAGAGUUCGCAGAUUGUAGUGGUGACUCAUUGCAGAGAGAAAAAGAAUUCAUUGAAUUUCUAAAUAUCAUCAUUAGAACUCAAGAAUUUCUACAGGAAGGAUUUUCAUGCUGUGAGGAUUUUGUGUUCAAGAGCUUAUCUCUUUAUGAUAGUUUGUGGUGUAGCUCUCAGAUCCUUGCCUUACUCACAAGGAUUUCCCCAAGCACAGAUAUGAUUUCUUUUUAUUUUGAUCCAUUAAUGAAGCUGUUCUUCACUUCCUCAAUUUAUUUUAAGUGCAGUGUAAUUGAGAGUCUGACCAGCCUGCUGAUGAAAUGGCUAACCUGGCAUUCUGUUUGUGUAGCUGAUUUGGACAGAGAUAUUCCCAAUGUUUUACAAAGUCCACAGAAUGUUACCCUUUCUGGAUUGGUGAAUUCUGUUUCUGAACUUGUGGAAUUUACCGCAAGAAUUUCAAUCGUAGCACUUCAGAUGGAGGCUUACAACAGUCUGCUGUUGCAUUUCAUACUCAAUUUCUAUGAGACGGUAUCUGAUAUGUAUUUGAAAUACAAUCUUCCCCUGGUGAUUUUGCCACCUGCUGGUAUAAUUUAUCCAGCAUUAUUGAGUUUGGAAUCGGUGAGUCUGAAUCAGCUGUGCCACAUUAUGUACAGGUACCGGACAAAUCUGACAGCUUUGAAAUCCUUGGAUUCAAGUACAAAUGCACAAAUAGGUUUGAAGGUGAACAGGAAAACAUUUCAACAAUACAAUGCAUUUAUGAAAGCUGCAGUCAGCUGCUUGUGGACAACAAGAAACUUUGAACAAGAUAUUCAUCCGAUGGGUAUUGGAAUUGAAUAUAAUCUGCUAGCACAGACCAAGGUUCCAGACCCUGUGAGCAGUUUUACUCUUGUUAAUCAUCCAGCACUGAUGGGACAUGCCAUAAAUUUUACCCAGAAGGGAUGGCCCAAUGGAAAGAAGCGAUUACAUGCAAUACAAGGAAAGACGUGGAACUGGUAUGUUGAGUACUUAUACAACCAAGGACUUGAUGGACUUAAACAUUUCCUUGAAUCUUGCAUCCACACAGUGUCCAGUUCAGAACAUUAAAUAACAAGCUACUGCACUACUGAACUGUACUAUUGAAUAAUUUGAGAGAUUCCACAGCAUCCAUCUGCUUUUGCUAAAUGCACAAGAUACCCAGCUGCUUCCUGAAUAAUUGCCUGGACAAUAAAUGGAGGAUUGAUAUUAAACAAAGACGAACUGGUACACAUGUUGAUCCAAACACAUCAUGUCUGAUCUUGCACUGUUCAGGAACCCGCAGAACACACAAUGUGUAAGAAGUAAAAUGCAAUGUUGCAUUAAACUAUAUUAUUAAUGAUCCAGGAUAGCUAAGAAGGAUGGCACAAAACACCAGAUUAUGUGGAAUUUUUCACGCUACAGAUAUGAUUUUAUUGAAAUAUCUGUCAUGUAUAGUACAUAAGAAAUAGUGAAUACUGACAGACAGAGCAUGAAGUGAUUGAGAAUAGUAUUAGACAAUUACUGUGAGAGGGCUUUUACAUUUUGCAAAAUUGUGUUUAUAAAUAAUUUAAUUGCUGACAUCAGUAAAAUGUUAUCUUUGCAUUUAGUGUUGUCCUUUAUGGGAUUAGCACUAUAUUGUUUUCCACAAGCAAGGUGGACCAUUGCAAGAUCUUUCUGAAAUCACCUCUUACUCCACUAUAAACUUUUGGAAUGCACAACUGUACUUUGUAGAUGUCCCAGUGGAUGGACAAAGUAUCUUGCUGAGCAUUUUGCUUUUUAAAGUAUUGUUAGGUUGGUGAAUUAAUUGAUUAUUUGACUAAGUUGUUAUUACAGUGCUUACAAUUUAAUGUUG